AUGGAAUGGGAAGCGCCGAUUCCCGCGUGGAUUGAAUCUAUCAGCAUCGACAUGGAUGAGGAGAUGCCCGAUCUCUCAAGCAAACCCGUCGCUAAACCCAAGGCUAAGCCGGGCCGUCGGCCCCGCCACAAGGUCGACGUGGACCCUUCGGGCAGCAACCAGCGCCGCAAGAAUAAACAGCGCGGCUACGAGAAGGACUACCGCAUUCGCAUGAAGAAAAAACGUUUACAAGACGAAGCCGAGUGGAUCCGGCUGGAGACACAGACCCGCAAUAUGCUGACCAAACGCACGUCCGUUCGAUACCUGCAGCUACUCCAAGAAGAGCGAGCUCUCAGAGAGGCCGAGGUACUCGAUAGCUGCUUUUUGGCCGACAUCCAAGCUUUACUGUUGUGGGGCGGUACAACGGCGCCAAGUCGAGAGGUUCGUGAGCAGUUGAACAGCCUCCCGAGCUUAAGACGGUGCCACACGUUUGAGUUUUCGUGGUAG
Molecule: messenger RNA, 486 nt
Organism: Phytophthora infestans T30-4
Lineage: Eukaryota; Oomycota; Peronosporomycetes; Peronosporales; Peronosporaceae
Exons: 3
Coding region: 1-486 (161 amino acids)
Source: RefSeq, a predicted model, not a curated record